This is a messenger RNA of Bactrocera neohumeralis, 660 nucleotides long. RefSeq names its product putative OPA3-like protein CG13603. NCBI's taxonomy places the organism in Eukaryota, Metazoa, Arthropoda, Insecta, Diptera, Tephritidae. Gene Ontology annotation, biological process: regulation of lipid metabolic process. The record is from RefSeq and is a predicted model, not a curated record. The transcript is spliced from 4 exons. Gene Ontology annotation, cellular component: mitochondrion. The coding region runs from base 1 to 579 and encodes 192 amino acids.
AUGCCCGCCUUACCCGUGUUUAAACUUGGUAUGUUGGCCGUCCGCCAGCUAAGUAAAUAUGUAGCGAAUUUUAUUAAGCAAAAAGCGAAGGAUAAUAAAAUUUUUCGUGAAUAUAUUUGCAUACCACCGGCACAAUGGUACAACAGAAUGGAGACCAGAACAAUGAUGUGGACCAUGAAGAUGGGCAAACCAACAAAUAUAAAACCACUGUCAGAAGCGGCUGCCAUUGAUUUGGGCGCCAGUAUGUUGGGCGAAUUUGUGCUGUUCUUAAUCUGUGGGGCCGCAGUUGUAUCGGAAGUUUCACGACAAAUGCGUUCCGAACGUCGUAAAAGGGAUGAAAAAAUUCAAGCAGCAAUUAAUUUAACAAACAAUAUUUUAAAAAUGGAAGAAACGAUAGAACAUCAGGAGCAAUAUAUACAAGAAAUUAGAAAGGCGCUUAAAUCUUUAGGCAAAGAUAUUAAAGUGCCAAAGCCGGAGUACUUCGAAAGUAAAUUGUUGCGGCCAGUUAUUACAACCAGAUCGAUUGAUACGCAAGUAACGGUGCCAACAAGUGACAAACAAUUGCAGGUGACAAUCUGAGUUUUUUUGUUCCCUGACAUUUGUAAUUAAAAUGUAUCGAUUACAAAAAUAUCAAACGUUUCAUUGUAUUUCAUUGUAUUA